This is a messenger RNA of Moneuplotes crassus, 2268 nucleotides long. The record is from the annotation of a GenBank genome assembly. NCBI's taxonomy places the organism in Eukaryota, Ciliophora, Spirotrichea, Euplotida, Euplotidae.
AUGGAGAAAGAAAGUUAUAAAGACAAUGAUGAAGGAGGCCUCCUCUACCACAAACUCAAAAAGCUCAUCUCCGUAGUAGACGAGCUUAGAGAUGUUGGCUUACAACAAUACAUUAACUUGCCAAGAAUAGCAGUCCUCGGGCAGCAGAGUUCAGGAAAAUCCUCAGUCCUCGAGUCCAUAGUGGGAAUCGACUUUCUCCCAAGAGGAUCAGGAGUAGUCACUAGGAGACCUGCAGAGCUCAGGCUUGUCCACGUAGCCGAUGAUAACGCAAAGCCAUGGGCUGAGUUUGCAGAACUCAGAGGCAAGAAGUUCUAUGAUUUUGAUGAAGUAAGGCAAACAAUCGAUGUGUUGACCGACAAGAUCGCAGGAAAGAAGAAAGGAAUAGUCGAUAAGCCUAUUGUUAUUAGCAUCCAUUCCCAUACAUGCCCAGAUCUGACCCUGAUUGAUCUUCCUGGGAUCACCAGAAUUCCCCUGCAGGGCUCAGACCAAGGCAUGGACAUCGAAAAAGUCACGAAGAAGAUGGCAUUAAGAUAUGUGAAGGAUCCUAGGACCAUUAUCUUAGCUGUCAUCCCAGCUAACGCUGAUAUGACUACAUCUGAUGCCCUCCAGAUGGCAAGAGACCUUGAUCCAAAGGGAAUCAGAACCAUUGGAGUCAUCACCAAGAUCGACAUCAUGGAUAAAGGAACCAACGCCAAAAGAAUGAUCAUGGGCCAAGAAGUACCUCUAAGACUUGGAUAUGUUGGUGUUAAAAAUAGGUCACAACAAGACAUUACUGACAAGAUGAGAGUCUCUAAGGCUCUGAAUGAGGAGAAACUGUUCUUCUCAAGCCACAAGAUUUACUCCACAGUCCCAUCAGAGAAUUUAGGUACUGCUUCGUUGACCAAGAAAUUAACAAAAGUACUCUUCACACACAUUAAGAACUACCUUCCCCAAAUUGUCAAAGAGAUCAAUGUAAAAAGAAAAGAAGUUGAAGAAAGAUUAAGAGAGCUCGGUCCUCCCCUCCCAAAAGAGGGCGCUGAAAAAAUGCAGUUACUCUGGAACAUGGUCACAGAAUUUUGCACUAAUUUCAAGAACACUAUCGGUGGUCGCUACAUCAGCCAGCAAGACAAGACCACCAAAGGUGUCAGUGGUGGUGCCAGAAUCAAGCACUAUUACUACAAGAUUUACAAGGAGUAUAUCAACGGGUAUUCUGCAACCGAAGGAUAUUCGGAUGUAGACAUUGAAAGAGCCAUCAAAAUCCAUGAGGGAUACAGUAUGCCAGGUUUCCCCUCAGUUGAUGUGUUCAUCUACCUCCUACAGCCCCAGCUGAGCCUGCUGAAGGAGCCAGCAAUGGAGUGUCUUCAAGAUGUCUAUCUCUACCUCGAAAGUUUAGCUGACGAGCUUGCACACAGAGUUUUUUCCCGUUUCCCAGGAUUGAUUGGAGAAAUCCUCGAAGUUGUCUCAAGAUGCCUCCAAGAAGAAAGAGAUAAGGCUAAGGAAAUUCUUGAGUGCCUAAUAGACUCUGAAGAAGGGUAUCUCUUCACAAAUGACUAUGACUACCUCAUGAACAGGACAGAUAUCGUGCCCGGAAAUAAAGACGAGAAGAAACAUCUAAGCAGCACAACUGUCUUCGUGAUGGAGCUGAGACAAAGAAUCGAUGCCUACUUCAACCUGGUCAUUAGGAACGUCAGAGAUAGAGUGCCAAAAACAAUUGGGCACUUUUUGGUCAAAAAGUGCCAAGAUAAGAUCCAGUUCCACUUGUACUCAGAAAUCAAUAAGAACUCGAUGCUCAACAGUAUCCUUGGAGAACAUCCAAUGAUUACACAAGAGAGGGAUGACCUGAACAAGAGCCUUGAGGUAAUGAAGAGAGCUACCAAGGUACUCCAGAGAGACCCUGACAUUACCAAUGUCAUCUCCUUUGACGAUAAGUUAGAGAAAGAUCUUAGAGAAGAGAGUAAAGAUAACAGAGGAAGGCCUCCUCCACAGAACAGAUCCAGGCAGGCACCUCCAAGAGCAGCUGAAUCAGACAACAUGUCUAUUAGAUCCAAUGCAAGCUCUGGAGCUGGUGAAUUCCGCCCACCAGGAGGCGAUGGUAGCGCAUAUGACAGAUCAAAAAGAGAGACAAUGAAUCCUCACAUGGCCAGAGUUCAACAACCGCCUAAUAAUGCUCCACUUGCUCAGACCCAAGCGAGACCUCAGCAACCAAGGAACCCUGCUCCUAGGAACAACCAGCCAAGAAGUAAUGCUCCAUCAGACUUUGGAAACUUAUUCGGAGAUGGGGGAAAAUAA